AUGAAGUACCUCACCAUCGCCGCUGCAUCUCUCGCAGCUAUCAUUCCUUCCGUCAGCGCCUACCCCAUCAACGGCGACAGCGUCCACUGCCGCUCCGGUCCCGGCACCGACCACCCUAUUGUCAAGACUUACCCCAGAGGCCAUGAGGUCUCCCUCGUCUGCCAAGCUCCCGGCACCGACGUCAACGGCGACUCGAUCUGGGACAAGACCUCCGACGGCUGCUAUGUCGCCGAUUACUACGUCAAGACCGGUACCUCCGGCUACGUCACCAAGCACUGCGAUGGCGGCAGUCCUCCCCCCAGCGGCGGUGGCUCCGGCAAGUCCAUCGUCGAUGCGGCCGAGAGGGAGAAGGGCCUCCCCUACGUCUGGGGCGGCGGUGGCUGCAACGGCCCCUCUGGCGGCGGCUUCGACUGCUCUGGCCUGACCCAGUUCGCCGUCUGCCAGGCCCUGAAGAAGACCAUCCCCCGCACGGCGCAGACCCAGUACGACUCGAACAUGGGCAAGCGUCUUCCUCGCUCCGAGGCCAAGGAGGGUGAUUUGCUCUUCUGGGCUACCAAUGGUGACUGCAAGAACCAGGUUUCCCACGUUGGUAUCUUCAUCCGCGACGGAUGGAUGAUCAAUGCUGCGCACACUGGUACUCCUGUCCGGGAACAGGCUAUCUGGACUUCCUAUGGUGGAGAGUCCAUCUGCCCUUAUGUCAUGAGAUUCUGGUAA
Aspergillus pseudoviridinutans is the source of this 714-nucleotide messenger RNA. RefSeq lists its product as uncharacterized. Bases 1 to 714 code for a protein of 237 amino acids. The record is from RefSeq and is a predicted model, not a curated record. The transcript has 2 exons. NCBI's taxonomy places the organism in Eukaryota, Fungi, Ascomycota, Eurotiomycetes, Eurotiales, Aspergillaceae.